CCAAGUGUCAAGCUCUCCUGCUGUCUGCUCCCAAUUUAUUUAAUCUUUAUUUUAUGGGAUGGAGGUUGCUAUCAAAAAGUCAGACCCGCUCCCUGGCACUGAUCUCAUGGAGUGUGGUUCUUUUAUAGUAUUAUUAGCUUCGGCCGGCAAUGGUGGCGGUUUCUUUCAGGCAUUAGUUUGCUGCACUAUGCGACGCAAUCCUUGACGAAGUCAGGAAAACCAAUAUCAUUGGUUUCGAAAGCUUCAAAUAAGCUUCUGGGAUUUCCCAUCCACCAUAAGACUACAUAGUUAGCAGAGCAAGAGAAAUCAAGAAGCAAUUUCUUUCUUGAUGGGGAAACGAAGGAAAUCAAAAUUCAGUGUCCUCGCCUGUCUUCCGCAAGCAGCAUCUCCUGUCACGUUCCAGAGUCCACCAACCAGCCCUCGCAUGUCCAAUACUGACAGAGGUUUGUCUGGUCGGAUCGUAUCGCUUGUUCCAAAGGAGGCUAGAACAAAGGCUAGGAGUGGAUGCUUUGAUGAUGCACAAGAGCCCUCAUCCCCUAAAGUUUCGUGCACGGGCAAAGUCAAUAACAAAAGCAAGAAAAAACCACAAGCAACUAAGUCAGACUCUUGUCCUGAACCAACAGUACUAACGGUUCUCAAAGGAAAGAAACAAGGUCUGCAAUCUGAUACCUCUCGUGGGAGGCCGCCUGUUGCAGAUAAACCUCCUUCUUUAGGUCACAUGAAGCAGUUCUCGAGCAAUUGUGGCGUGUUAAGAGAUUUUGAUUGGAAGGCUCAUGAUGUUUCAGGGAUGCCAGAUAACUCAAAUUAUAGUUCAUAUGAUGAGAAGAACGGAGAUAAAGAGAAGGUGUUUAUUGUAGUGGAAGUGGAUGAAGACAUUCCUAGAGAGCCAAAGAAACAAGUAGAAUUGUGGAGGAGAAGAAGCUGCAGGACUCCUCCUGGACCUCUUCAAUUGGAGAAACAAGCACGUUGUUAAUGUUUUAAUACCAAGUUUAAUUUGUUCAAGUUUUAUUUCAACAGCACGAGCCUCCUCAUGAGGUGGUGAUCAUGGUGGUGAAGGAGGUGUUCGUGGUCGUAGUAGUGGAGGAGAUGAGGUGGUAAUUGUGUUGUGGUUUCUUCAUAAGCAUAAGCUUCUUAGUUUUAGUUGCUGCAUACUUGGCCAUUGUAAGAAAGAAGGCGACGGGUAAGAAAGAUCCACGCUCUCAUAAAAAAAAAAACGAAAAUAAUAAAAGGGCGGAGACCUAAGAAACGAUUGUAUGUCAUUGACACGAAGAGUCGCAAUUGUAGUGAAAAUAUAUUAUUCCAAA
This is a messenger RNA of Populus trichocarpa (black cottonwood), 1304 nucleotides long. RefSeq lists its product as uncharacterized. The transcript has a single exon. The record is from RefSeq and is a predicted model, not a curated record. Lineage: Eukaryota; Viridiplantae; Streptophyta; Magnoliopsida; Malpighiales; Salicaceae. Bases 329 to 973 code for a protein of 214 amino acids.